Molecule: messenger RNA, 2148 nt
Organism: Puccinia triticina
Lineage: Eukaryota; Fungi; Basidiomycota; Pucciniomycetes; Pucciniales; Pucciniaceae
Exons: 5
Coding region: 1-2148 (715 amino acids)
Biological process (GO): Golgi to plasma membrane transport; conjugation with cellular fusion
Cellular component (GO): exomer complex; trans-Golgi network
Molecular function (GO): protein dimerization activity
Source: RefSeq, a predicted model, not a curated record
AUGGCCUCCACCGGCUACACCCUCGCCCACCCGGCCGACCUCGAUGGCGAGACCAGCUACACCUUCACCUGCGGGAAGAUAGACGCCGGGAUCGCAGUUCUUAUCGGCUCUCAUGCGCAUCUGAUCGAGUUUCCGUCGCUGCUGCUUCCCCCCGGAUGCGAGACAGGAUCGAUCGUCAGCAUCACUUGCACGCGUGACAAUGCAGCCGAGAAAGCACAGGCGGAAUCCUUCUGGGAUCUGCAGACGAAGAUCGUCAAUCAGUUUGGACAACAGUCCCCGCAACCACCCAGCCUUCGACUCCGGUCGGUCACCCAGACAUCCGUCACACUCGAAUGGGACAAGCUGGAGCUGGCCCAAUGCAAACUGCUCUCGCUGUCGAUGUGGAAGAACGGCCAACGGCUCGGAACCCUCCCCAACCCACUCAACAACACAUCCACCAAGCUCUCAGGGCUAGACCUCGACAGCGAGUACUCCUUCCAUCUGGUCAUGAAAACCACCGGCGGCUCAUUCAACUCGCAGCAGAUCAAAGUCAAGACCCAUUCACUCAACGACACCUCCGGCAUCAACGUCUGCUUUGGGGUCAUCGUCCCCGAGGAGCUCAAGGAACAGGCCAAGGAAGCAAUCCAACAGCUCGACGGCAGAUGGUCCGACAAGAUCCAAAUCGACACCACCCACUUCGUGUGCACGAUGCCCUACCAGGCCCAGCAUGGCCCCAACAAGACCGCACAGCCGAACACCUUUCCGUCUCUUGAAUACCAGCGCGCCCUCCAGCUAUCCAUCCCCGUCGUCCAGCCCUCGUGGCUACAGGCCUGUUUACAUGAACGCAAAAUGGUGCCCAUCGCCGCCCAUUAUCUGGGAGCCCAACCACCGCCCCUGGGCACCUCCCCGACGACGAUCAACUCCGCCGGCCCUUUCACACGUGCCCGCUCAGCCAGCAAGUCCAACACCCAGUCCUCGGCCCCCAUGUCCCCCGGAACCGUCCACGAAGGCGGCUACAAUCCGGCUGGGCCUUCGGGACCAUCUGCGAGUGGCAGUCGCCAGCACGAGCGUGCAAACUCGGCCCCCGCUCUCGCCGCCAUCCCUGAUACGAAAGACCACGUCGAAAAAUCAUCAUCCGCCGCGCUCUCAGUGAUCAUAGAGAAUAAAGACAGCGACACGGUGGCCAGCCAAAAGGAGAACGGAACCCUGGCGGGGACAGCCUACAACCCCGCCCAACCAUCCUCAUCUCGUGACGUGCACCUGGUGACUCCGGAGACGACGACCGAGUCCGCGGCUUCGGAGAAAACGCUGAAGGUUUCUACGACACUCGAGCAGUACGCCCUGGACCACCAACAGCCUCAUCUGCCGACCCCGCCGACGUUCACGACGGGGCUGUCGGACAUCUUGAAGGAGAACGUGGACUCGCCGGCAGAGAACGAGAGCAGCAAGACCAAGGGGGCCCCGGCCGAGGAGGAGGAAGCCGAGCCGAGGGCUGAGGACGCGGGGCCCUCGUCGACGCGGGGGAUGCACCAACUGACGGCCGAGAACAGCGGCCUAGUGGACCAGAGUCUGGCCCAGCUGACCAGCCAGGACGCUCCCCCGACCAUCUCCAACCCCUCCCCGCUCGCCGACCGGCCCGGGUUCAGCCGCUCUAACUCGCUCAACCACGCCCCCUUCGUCGGCUUCUUGUCCCCCGCUAGCUCCCAUCUCUCGCCCGUCAUCGGCCCUAAUCCCGGCCACAUCCUGGCCCCCGUGCCCGACGAGCCUCCGCCGCCUGGCGGGCCGGGCCAGCCUCUCACUCCCGCAUCCCUGCCCGAUGCGCCCGUCCCCGCUGCCUCAGAAGCGGCCCUCGCCGGGCCCACGAUGCCCGAGAGUCUCGCCGCCGACGCCCCCCUCCGGCCGCUGGCAUUCGGGGCCACGCCGGAGGACGAGCCGGAGGAGGCGGCCGACGAGAAGGCCGGCUCGGGCUCCGGCGACACCUUCUUCUCCUCCACCUCCGACGCCCUCCCCGCCCCGGACCUCCCGGGCGGCCUCCCUGCGCCGGCCCCGAUCAGCCCCGACGGCCUCGCUCUCGACCAAACUAACGACAGCAUCGAUCUGCGCGACUUCCACGACCUCAGCCUCGCCGAUCUGCCCGACCAUCCCACUCCACCCCAGCCGGACACAUAA